GUUUUUUUACGCCUCUCACUCCGUGAUGUGACGUUGUACAGGAACAUGGCGCUUUGGAUGAGAGGUGUUUCAUGACAGUCGGGGCUGUUGAUUAAUUUCCUUUAGCUAUGGUUAAUUAAAGAACACCGAGGCACACGCACCGAGCAUGACAGGCCCGUGAAAGGCGACCGCCGCUCUUGUCUCCAUGGGCAACGGGACACCGCGCUCUGUUCGCUGUCGUCAGCUGAAACUGUUAGCAUCCACAUGCUAGCCGAAGCUAGUUAGCCGCUAACGUUAAAACAGACAGAAAAAAAAAUGUGCUCGCUCGCUUGUGCAGCCUCACACCGACGUCAGGCGGAUUAUCAAUGAUUAAAACACUAAAUCCAGCCACAAACCAGCCGUUAAUCGUUUAAAAAAAAAAUCCGAUUUAGCUAACGUUUUUUUUUUUUUUUAGCUUAGCUGGAGCUAGCAGGAUGAAGAGCCGCCAUGGAUAUGUUUUGUUGCUGCUGGCCGGUGGGAUUUUUCUGUCGGUGUCUGAAGGUGCUCCUCUUCUGUAUCAUCACAAAUCAGGUGGAAACACUGGGGACACGUUGUCUGUGUCUCUCUACCUGUCCCUGGUGGUGUCGCUGACAGCGCUCGUGGCCUUGGUGGUGUUGUUAGUGAACUGUGUGACCUGCUGCAAGGAGAGGGAGAUCAACUUCAAGGAGUUUGAGGACCAUUUUGACAAUGAUGAGAUUGACUUCACACCACCAGCAGAGGACACACCCUCUAUGCAGUCCCCAGCUGAGGUGUACACCCUCGCUGUGUCCCCUGUGGCCCUGCCUGGACCCCCACACCUCCAACCUCCUCCCCGCAUUGCAGAGGGAUCUACAGGCUUCCAGGUAGCACGUCACAGCCUGAGUUACAUCCAAGAGAUCGGCAAUGGCUGGUUUGGCCAGGUCCUUCUGAGUGAAAUCUACACGGAUCCAGGUGGAGCCAGAGUGGUGGUAAAGGAGUUAAAAGCUAAUGCAAGUGCCAAGGAGCAGAAUGAUUUCCUGCAGCAGGGGGAUCCAUACAGAGUGUUGCAGCACCCAAAUAUCCUCCAAUGUCUGGGCCAGUGUGUCGAGGCCAUUCCCUUCCUGCUUGUCUUUGAGUACUGUGAAAUGGGGGAUCUGCGGGGUUAUCUGUCUCAGCAGGAUUGGAUGUUCAGAAACGCUGAGUUGCUGCAGCUGCAGAGGAUGGCCUGUGAAAUUGCUGCCGGCGUCACUCACCUUCACAAACACAACUUCCUGCACAGUGAUUUGGCUCUGAGGAACUGCUACCUGACUGCAGAUCUUACAGUCAAAGUAGGAGACUAUGGAAUUGGACCCUACAGAUAUAAAGAGGAUUACAUCAUCACAGAGGAUGAUGUGUUUGCACCCCUUCGCUGGUUGGCUCCUGAGCUGGUGGGCGAGCGCCAUGGGGGUGUGAUUACUAUGGAGCAGACCAAGCCCAGUAAUGUGUGGGCCUUGGGGGUCACAUUGUGGGAGCUCUUUGAGAGUUCUGCUCAGCCGUACCCGCAUUUGUCCGACCGGGAGGUUCUUAACCAUGUGAUCAAGGAUCAACAAGUGAAACUCUUUAAACCACAGUUGGAGCUUCCUUAUUCGGACAGAUGGUAUGAAGUCCUGCAGUUCUGUUGGCUGUCUCCAGACAAGCGGGCCACAGCAGAGGAAGUGCAUCGUUUGCUUAUCUACCUGCGCAUGCAAGGCCAGAAGGACAUAGAAGAAGAUUUUGAACAACGCUGGGAUGCUCUCAAGCCUAACCCCUCUACACGGCAGACCACAGUUAGCCACUCCUCUUUCCCCAUCUUGGAACAGUUUGCUGACGAUGCCCUGCGACAAGAGAUCGACGAAGUUCUUACUGUUACUGAAACAAGCAAAGGUCUCAGUUUUGAGUAUGUUUGGGAGGCUGCCAAGCACGACCACUACGAAGGCAACCAUGGACGUUCAGGCAUGGACACAACAUUGAACUAUCACAGCAUGUUCUUUCCCGUUUCCAGUGAAGAUAUCCAGGCCCAUUUCCCUGAUCCUAUAGCAAGAGCAGCGGGCAAAGAAAGUGGCAACACUCCUUCAGGAAUUCAUGGGAUUGUACCAGUGUUUGAUGCACAGAAACCAUCUAAUGGAAAUGAAUAUUACAUACAACUAGAAGAACAAGGGGAGAGCACUGUUGGGGAAGAUGGGAGCAGAGGACAAGACCUUGACUUUGGUUCAGGCCAGCAAGACUUUGUUGUUCUUCAAGAUGUCCGUCUGGAUGAGUCUAGUACCGAUGCUGAUUUUUUCCACCAAAGUAUUGACUCCAAGGAUUCCUAUUUACCAGACAGUCACAUCUGGUCAUCUCUUGAAAAUGACAGUCCAUACCACACCAACAUUUUCACUGAAGGGGGGUCCAAGCAAGAGGAGUCUCCUUCCUGGAGAAAGAGUUUCAUGGAGCUUCCAGAGCGCAAUGGAAACCCUUUCCUUGAUGAUGCAACUGCUAAUGUCCAGGAGGUGGACACCGAUAAAAGCUACGGGGAGCCUUUUUUAGGGGUUGGUUCAGAAGCCCCUCACCUGGCGGAUUCUGUGGAAGUGGAGAGGGAGAACACAGACGUGAAGAGGCUUCUGAACACUGAAAAACUAUCUGACAACUACAUGUUUCUCAAAGACCAGAGUCUGAUGAAAGAUGGAUCUAGUUUCUCAAGUCCGCAGGAGAACUUUCUUUUACCUGGCAUAGCCCACGAACCAGAAGACACAUUUAAAAUGCGUUCUUGGGACAAUCUUGAGACUUUAGGCAGCUUAACCACAGCGGACACUUACUUAAAACCUGCAGCAAGUAGCACAUCCUUAAGACAGGAACUUUUAGACUCUCCAAUUGCCAGUUUAGGGGAGUUGCGUCCGUCUCUGGUAGAAAAUGAAACACUGGUGCCUUUCAUUACAGUGGUCACAGAAGAUGACACAAGCAACCAGCUGCCAGUUAGAAAUAGUUCUUCCACUGAAGACUUUGGUCUGCUGCAAUCCUCAGACAGAGGUAUGGACUCCGGUUUUGAUUCUACCUCAGAGAGGCUUGAGAUUAUCAUCAGUCAAACUGAUGACCACACCCCUGAAUUCUCUGAAAGUGCCACUACAGACUUACUGUGCACAGAUGCCAAAAUUCCCAGCCUUGAAGAUGACCUUGGAACCUCAAAGGAUAUUGUUCAGCCCCUAGAAGAUAAAAUGCCUGAAAACCCACAAGUCCAAGCAAUGUCCUCAGACAACGGGCAGAGUGAGGACCUAACAAGUAACGACCUGUUGAGUGAACUAAUUGAAGAUGCAGAUAUAGAACUGGAAACCACCCUGUCUGACCAGGAAGAAUCCUUUAUGGAUACGAAUGGGCGUCCUCUUGUCAGAUCUUCUCUGUUGGUCUCUGGGCCAUCUUUGGACCAGAUCAGCCAGGACAGUUUACUGGAAGACAGUAUGUCCACCACUGUACCAACUGUAGACAAUUCAGCCGAGACACCAGACUCUUUAGACUCUCUGGACAUCCACAGGCUAGGCGAACAAGGAGAAGAGCUAAAUCCUCAAAUAGCCCAACACAAACUCCAGCCUCCAUACAAAAUAUCAGACAGUGGGUAUGAGACGGAGAACCUGGAGUCUCCUGAGUGGAACUCUCAGCCUAACGUCAAAGAUCAAUCUCCUGUCAAAAAUGGUUUAAGUGUUGCCAAAGAAGAGGAGGAGACAGAAGAGCCCAUGGCUGCCACAAAUCUGGUUCCACCAGAAAUCAUUAUCUCUGAAGUAGAGGGUGUGCUGGAUGCUCAAAGCGAGGAUCCCAGUGAAGACCAGCAACCAGAUCCUGUAGCACCUGUUGAGGAGCCACUUAUGGGAAGCAAUUAUAGAGACUCUGCUUACUUCUCAGACAAUGAAUCCGAACCCGAGAAGAAGUCUGAAGAAAUGAUUGCGGGAGGUUCUGGGGACAUCACGUGGCUGAGAAACUCUACCGACACGGUCAGCGGGGCCGCCGGAGGUCCUGAACUGGAGGUUAACGUGGAGAGAGAUGUAGAUUCUUUAUCGUCACAGCAAGAAUCUUUUGUAGUUGUUGAAGCACAGGCUUAUGGAGAAACACCUGAUCCUCAGGUUGGGGGCAUAUUACCAGAGGCAGAUAUCACAGAGAAAUGUGAGACGGAGGCAACGGAGUCCACCUGCAACCAUCAUGAAGAUGAAAACAAACCAGAGGUGCUGAUAGACGUCACAACUCCUGAUCAACCAGACCCAUCAGAAGAUCUCCAAACUUUAACCCCACUCCCUUCUGCUCCCCCUUCAAAGCCGCCGCCAGAGAGUGCAGGUCAUGCUAAACUAACCAGGACCUACGCGAGUGACGGUCAUAAAAUAAAAGAGCCAGACAUGGAGGGGCGUUACCUGGGGAGGCGCGAUGGCUCAGGUUUAGAUGGACAUGAGGAUGGCGUUGAUGCGGACGAGGAGGAUGAGAACAGCGAUGACUCUGAGGAUGACGUCCGUGCUUACCAGCUGCACAGCUCUAGCUCAGAUAGUGAGGAUGACACCGUGCAUACAGUGCCACUUAUUAUCUCGGAUGAUAGCAGUGCAAAGAACCUGAAGAGCUUGUUGAAACCCACCACUCUAAACAUCGAGGCGUCAUCCCCUCCGUUUCCUGCGAGGAGCAACGCAGAUAACUCCAGAAGAGCGGUGUCAUUCUUUGAUGAUGUCACUGUUUACCUGUUUGACCAGGAGACCCCCACAAAGGAACUGGGUGACCACUCCUCAGGCUCAAACAGCCAGGUACCAGAGUUCAGCAGCCCAGGGCCCACUGCAAGCUACCUGAACCGGUUCACCAACUCUGAAAGCUCCACAGAUGAAGAAGGCGGUGGUUUUGAGUGGGACGACGACUUCUCCUCCGCACCCGCCUUCCUGCCCAAGACGGAUAAAGACCCCGUAUCAAAGGCUAUGUCCUCAUCUGCAGCAUCUCGAUUUUCCUCUCCGCCCCCUGCAGUAGGGCGCGUGCUGGAGCCCAGCUGGACCAGUUCCUCCAACUACUCCCGUUUCUCCAUCUCCCCGGCCAGCAUCGCCAGCUUCUCCCUUACGCAUCUCACGGACUCUGACAUCGAACAAGGAGGAAGCAGUGAAGAUGGAGAAAAGGACUAGCGUGAUGAAUGAAGGGACCGUUCGUCAUCACACCAUUGAAAAAAAUAAACCUAUACUCGCACUUUUUUUGGGGGGGGAUGGAGAACUGCUGAAUAAGGACAGAUGACGCGGUUUGUAGGGCAAACCGCGGAUGCUUCUCUCAGGCAGAACUGUUCUUUACCUACACGGAGAUGGCCAUGAGAACAAUGGCUGCAAGCUGACUUUGAGCAAAUAAAACAGACGAGGCCCAGUCCCCGGUCUGAGCCACAUCACCUCUCCAGCUACAUCAGUGUGUGUGAUUUCAGUUCAGUGCAAUUCCACUUAGGGAAAAAAAAAACAUGUUUUUUCUAAAUGUUUGCUUUAAAGACUCAUCAAGCACAUUCCAGGUGUUUGGCUGCUUCUUUUUGUUGUGUGUCCAAGUGCACUCCUUUUCCAGGACUUCUGCAACACCAAAAAAAAAAAAAAAGAAAGAAAAGAAAACAAUGACUUUAUGUUCUGAAUUCAACACACUGGGCUGGCAAACGUAUCACUACAGCCAAAUAGGAAUAAGCUCUUUUGAUUUCAGCAGACCUAAAACUGAACAUCCAAGCUUUGUUUUUGUUUUUUUCUCGAACAUUGUUUCAUUUUUGCUCCGUCAUGUUGUGCGAUUAUUUCAGUGGUUGCCUUUUUUUUUUUCUUUCUGGGAAGAGUGAUUUGUUUUUUCGUAACCUCUCGUCGGGUGUUAGUUUCUCUCCGAUUCGGAGACUUUCACUAUGCGUGGUAUCCUUCUGUAGCAGCAUUCGAAUAAGAAGGGUUGAAAUUUAGGAAGGGCCAUCCAUGCAUAGGAUGAGUAACUACUUUAACUAGAAAUCCCUCCCAUCUCCGGAGGUGACACACUGUAUGUUCCUUUAUUUAUGUUUUAAAGGAAUAUUUAAGUAGUUUCAUAUUUUUGAGACAUCUCAGUAAGAACAGUUGGUGUUAUUAGACGAGGGUUGUCAUGAAUCCUUAUAGAGGUGAUCAAACCGAAAGACAUCAUGAGGAAACGCUUAAAAACAAGUUAUUCGUUAAUUUUUUUAAAAUCAUUUUAUGCUCUGAAAAUGUGCAGGAAGUCGCUGUGAUGGUUUUGUCCUAAUUACUUGUCACUGGGGUUUUUAUCACAGUGCCUGUGAUGCUGUAAAAUAAAAAAAAAACAAGCUGCAUUCCUCCAUUUAACACUACAAAAAUGACACGUUUAGUGAGAUCGUGUAAAAAGCGGGAGAUUUUAUUUUUUUGAAUGUCAGAAUGAAGAAAUGUGUAACGAGCUGUCUGUAAACAAAUGUGCAAUGAGUUUAAUUAAUCAGCUGAAAUUUUGAGUACGAGUUCAUAGGAAAGGCCUGGGCGAGCGUGGCGGCGUUUCUUCGGUAAUGUGCAGGGACUUUAAACUUCACUACUAGAACAAAAAAAAAAAAAAAAAAA
Larimichthys crocea (large yellow croaker) is the source of this 6518-nucleotide messenger RNA. RefSeq names its product lemur tyrosine kinase 2 (gene lmtk2). The record is from RefSeq and is a predicted model, not a curated record. NCBI's taxonomy places the organism in Eukaryota, Metazoa, Chordata, Actinopteri, Sciaenidae. Gene Ontology annotation, biological process: protein phosphorylation. The transcript is spliced from 14 exons. Gene Ontology annotation, molecular function: protein kinase activity; ATP binding. The coding region runs from base 453 to 5105 and encodes 1550 amino acids.